UGCUGACAGUUCAAAAUUUCAAGAUGGCGGAAGGAGAACAUGUUCACGGGAAAGAGGAGGCCUUCAGUCCUUUCUCCAUCAUGGCUAACAAUAGCAUUAUUGACUUUUGCCGGACAUCACUGGCAUCUAUGGCAGGCAUAUGCGCUGGUAUUCUUGGUCUGACAGGUCUUAAAGGCUUCAUCUUUUAUUUUAUAGCUUCUUUCUUCAUGUCAAUUCUAAUUUGUUUAAAGGCAGGCACCCAGUGGAGAAAAUUUUUCUUCUCAUGGUGGGAUCUCAGCACAUCAGGAAUCUUUGGAGGAAUAUUUACAUACCUAUUAUUUUGGACGUUUUUGUAUGGAAUGGUUCAUGUCUACUAACACAAGCAACAAACAUUGACAGGAGGAAGAAUUUUGAGUCACAUGCAAGAUGGUGUAGAAGAAAAAGCAUUCACCAAGCAAUUGUGCUUUUGUUGUGCCUUAGUUUCUACAUGUACAGGAGAAAUUACUCAAGACUGAAUAUUUUAUCGUUUAUAAAACUUAUUUCAACAUCAGGAUCGAACAUUAGUCGACGGUUUUUUCCGCGGAUUCUCAUUGAAAUUUUCCGUAGAUCGCCCGAUUCUUUGUUAUCGAAUCAGAACUAAUCACGAGCGCUCCGAAAGUGUUAUCGUUAGUGAUUCGGCAGCUGUUUAUUACGUUAUUUCUGAUAGCAACAUCCUUGCCGAAAAUUUAAGAGACGAGAUUCCGAAAAUGUGUUAAUAGCUUCCUUGAAAGAUUGGAUUUGACUUGAACCAAACGUUUAUAUUGUUUAGAUAACUUUACAAAUUCUGGACGUGAAACGUUAGUUGUAAGACCUCUUUUUCACGUGAUAACCUGUUUUACAUGUGGAAGUUGCAGUUUGUUUUUUAUUGAAUAACGUUAAAAAGGAUAAUAUAUAUGCCUUGUUGUUUGGCAGUUCUCUGAGAUGUGCCUCAAGUUAAGACAGACGAGAAAUUCAAUGAUCGUAAUAAUCACAUAGAUAUUUAACUUGUUACAAACAUGUACCGUGUUCUUUUUCUUUUUGUUUUCUCUUUCGCAAAGCAAUAAGGUGGCCACACCAACCUGAAACAAUACAAACAAGAAGGCUUUGUUGAACAUCGCAUAGGAUUACUUUCCAUUCUGCCUGUGAAUAUUGAAUGGGGGAAGUAGUUUGUCUAGCGCAUCUAGAAAUAGAUGGACAAAAGAGCUGUAACGAAACUAAGAUAUACUUCCUGCUGUACAGAUGAUAGGAUCGUAAACUAUAAACUGCCUGAAAAUGUACGUUAUGUCAGUUCUGCUCAAUAAAAGACGUGUUUUGUAUCAUU
Molecule: messenger RNA, 1318 nt
Organism: Orbicella faveolata
Lineage: Eukaryota; Metazoa; Cnidaria; Anthozoa; Scleractinia; Merulinidae
Product: ER membrane protein complex subunit 6-like
Biological process (GO): protein folding in endoplasmic reticulum; autophagosome assembly
Cellular component (GO): membrane; endoplasmic reticulum; EMC complex
Source: RefSeq, a predicted model, not a curated record